CAGGCAGUGUUUAAAAUGAAACACCGUAACCAAUAUAUGACAGGAAUAAACAGAUCAAAAAGCCGUUAAAACUUACAAAUUAAGCAGAAUUGACACGACUAUUUAGAUUCAAAAGGUAGAUACAGUAGAAAACAAGUAUAUUUCUUGUUUUGAGAACCUAAAUUAAUUCCUGAAGCUUGGAAAUAGCAAUGAAAUUUUAGUUUAACAAUGGCAGAGGAGGAGGUUAAUGAAAUUGGUGAUGGUAUGCAUAUACUGAAUCUGAGCUAUAUCAAUUUCAAAAAUGACUCCCAUGAAUCAGCAUUAUUGAAAGAAAUGAAGAAACUUUUUGAUGAGGAUCUUCUUAAAGAUGUCACUCUGUGCGUUGGGAAUCUGGAGUUUGGGUGCCAUAAAAAUGUUCUUGCUGCAACAAGUCCUUAUUUUAAACUUAUGUUUACCUUAGAGAUGGCUGAGAGUAAAAAAGACAGGAUUGAGCUGUUUGAGAUUGAUUCAAGAUCAUUGAAAGAAAUCAUUGAAUAUGCUUAUACAGGGAAAGUUCGGAUCACAAGGAGAAAUGCUCAAAAUUUGCUAAGUGCUGCGACGUUAUUUCAGAUACUUCCUGUACAAAGAGCUUGUGCAAAGUUUAUGGAAACUCAGCUCGAUAUUAAUAAUUGUAUUGGUAUUAACUUCAUAGCAGAAAUUCACAACUGUACUGCACUGAAGAUUAAAGCUAGGGAGUUUAUCGAAAAGAAUUUUGUUGAAGUUUGUGGAAACGAGGAGUUCUUGUCAUUAACAUUUAACAAAUUGGCAGAAAUUGUUAUGUCGGAUGAGCUCAAUGUUGAAAAAGAAGAAAUAGUUUUAGAUGCUGUUAUUUCAUGGGUUGAACAUGACUUUGAAUCAAGAAAGGUGCAUUUUUGUGAUAUAUUACAGAUGAUAAGAAUUGGACUAUUGAGCAAGCGAUAUGUGAAGGAAAUUCUGGCCAAGCACAAGCUUGUGAAAGAGUGUAAGAAAUGUAAAGAGUAUAUUAAAGAUCUAAAAGAUUAUGAAACCAACCCAGGAACAUAUGUUGGAGAAAAUGAGUUCAGUUUGAGUCUGAGAUCGGGUAUGUACCACCCCGAGGGUUGUUUGCUCAUCAUUGGAGGGGUUGAGUUGACGUCGGUGCGACCCUGUAUUAACUGUUUUAACCCCGUCUCUCAGGAGUGUUUCUAUAUUGAGGAAUUUCCAGAACCACGGAAACAGGAUACAUAUGAUUGUGAAGAUGUUGCUUGUGUUGUCACUGGAGACAAUCUCAUUUUUGCAGGGGGUGGAAACUAUAUUUACCAUCACUUGUUUGAGGACUCGGAAGAUGACUCAUUCGAAGAGCUAGAAUAUAAGGAAUAUAUUGUACAAAAAGAUUUCUACCAGUAUGAUAUGGACCACAAUGAGUGGAUUGCUAAAUCACCAAUGUUGUUUCCGAAAUCAAACUUCACACUAGCCAGCUUGAAUGGAAAGGUAUAUUGCUUCGGAGGGUUGACGGAAAACAAGCAUCCCACUGAAAUAAUUGAAGUAUAUGAUAUAGAGAGGAAUAGAUGGAAUUAUCAGGGCAUGUUACCUACGACCCUCGUUGAUUUGGCCUCUGUGGUGUUUAAUGAGAAUAUAUACCUACUUGGAGGGCGUACAGGAGUAGGUGCUCACAACAGCCUUAUAAGAUACAACCCUGAGACAGAAGAGUGGACGUCUCUUGCUGGAAUGUUGACACCAAGAUUCAACUUUGGGGCUUGUAUCCAUGAUGGAGAGAUCUUCGCGGCUGGCGGACAGAUCUACUCACAUGCGUCUUACACCAUCAAUAGAGAAGUGUUGCGAACCGUUGAAGUCUAUAACAUAGAGGCAAACCAAUGGCGAUUAGGACCUGAACUUCCCGUCGACAUGUUUAAUGUUGGCCUGUGCGUGAUUAACGGUGCAAUGUAUGCUUGCGGUACGCCAGAAUACGAGGAAGAUUUAACCUCUCAGAGGUCAUAUAAUGCCGUGUGUAGACUAGAUCUAGGUACAAACACGUGGGAGAUGAUAGAAGAGAGCCUUUGUAGCGUUAGAAACUUCCGGUGUGUUAUGGCAAAAAUGCACACCAGAAAACUUCAGAAAGUCUUCUCAUCUUCAUGUGUGUGAUUUGUUUUCAUUUUUAGAACCUGCCAAUGUCUUUUGGACCAAACCGACCUUUUUAAGACCAAAAAACUUCAGUAUACCAGAUCUUGCCUGAUUGAUAAUUACGUGUUCACAGUUCUUAUUAAAAUAGCAAUUUUCAUGUAUCUAUUGAAAUAUAAGAAGUUUAUGGUAAAGAAUAAAUUCAUUUACUUCUUAACAAAAAGAGUAUUUAUAACAUUGUUAAUUAGAACUAAAAACUAAAAAGUACAUGUAACAUACUAGUAUCAAACUUUGAAAACCUAAAACAAUUUUGAAUUGUUUUCUUUACAUAUCAAACAAAAAAGAUUAUUUGUAUUAUUUAUAUUGGAAAUACUUAUUUAUAUUUAUAGCAAUAUAUGAGACAAGAUGUUUUUGCUUGGUCAAUAUUGUGACUAAGUGUUGUUGCUUUAUGUGAUACAACAUUGUUUUUUGUUUUUUUACAAGAUGUGGCAAAUGUUAUAAUAUAAUAUAAAUUUUACUACACAUUGUGCUCAAAGAUUGUUUUUUGGUGUUAAGAAUAGCAAAUAUUUAUCAAGUUUUGCAUUUGUACUGGGACAGAAAGCUACACUACACAUAUUUGUUUUUUCCAAAUAGUAUUUAAAAUAUUUAUUGACUUGGUUGAUUUGUGCCAUUUUAAUGGAUACAAAGUAUCCUUAGUCCUAGGUUAGAUAUUUUAUAGAUAAUUAAUAUUUUAUUAAUAUAUAAUGUUGCCUUGGAAACACUGUAUUUAAUAAAGGUAAAAAAAUAUGCAAAACUUUUUUCCUUAACAAACCCUUAAUUGUCUAGUCAAUUUAUGCUUUUCUAAGGAAAAUUUUCAAUUCAAUAAAAAAAAGAAUAAUCAUAUUUUUCCUUAACAAAAAAAAAGAACACACCUUACCUACUGGUACUUACAGUAUCUUUGUCUUAGUGGUAGUUAGAAACAGGAUUCAAGGUUAUAAAGAACCUUUCUAAGCUCCUACUCAGAUCCCAGGUAUUUGAUUAGUCAGAAACCAUCACAAAAUGUAUAUUUAAUUCAGGACAGAACUCCAAAAAAUAAUUUAUAACCUUUUGGACAGGCUUUAUUUUAUUGUGGCCCAAGAUCUAUUUCAGCUUAUAACAGUCAAUAAGAGUUUUUUCUAUGUUUUUAUCCUCAUUCAUAAAGAUUUUGAUGCAUAAGAUAGAUUCUACAACAGAAUAUAUAUAGAUAUCAUGGUCAGUGUGAUCAAGUUUAACAAAACAUAUAUUACAUUAGAUGUUUUUUUGUUGUAACAUAUCAUGAGAAAUUAUACAUUAAAAUGGUAUAUAUUUUUUGUAAUAUGUAUUGAACGAAAAAAUAGGCAUAUUUUACAUGUUUAAUUUCUUCUGCACAUGUAACCAAAUAUUAUAAUAUUUGUUGCCUUUUAACCUUAACCUGCUGAAUGUCUGAAAUGCUUUUGACUACCUUCAAAUUGUUUAACUGUCCCGUGUCAGUUUUUGGGUAGAAGUGUGUGUGACCUGGUGGUCAAGGUUGUUGACUUUAAACCACUUGUUUCUCACAGCUAUAGGUUGAAGCAAUGCAAGCCUCUUUGGAAUCUUUCAUGUGAGAAAACUAUCCAGCUAGUUUAUGAAACAUCAGUGGUUCUACUCAGAUGCCUGUUUGUGCCUGAAAUAAUGCACAGAGUGGCAUAGGUCUCCCUCAACCAGUAAACCUGGAAAGUCGCUAUAUGACAUAUACUGUGUUGGUGUAACGUAAAACCCAACCAAAAGAAAUCAAUUUUGGGUAUACCAACAUGAAAAUUGAAAGUUGGUUAGCAGUAUACAGCCUGGUCAGAUUGCAUAACAUGCAGGUUGGUGGGGCUCUAUACGGAUUGUAAAAAAAAUCCUUUCAGUUCCAGCAGAGUAAGGGUUAAGAAUAGAUUGCAGUGCUUGUGCAUCCUAUUUUAUUUAUCUAUUUUUUUGCUAAAAGCUGUGAUAAACCAUAAAUACAAUCUUUGUUAUAUGUGACCAUUUAUUUAUUUAUUUGAAAGUGUUGUACCCAUAUAAAGUUUAGUCAAAUUUUAAAGUGUUGUUUGCAUCUAUGUUGUUCCAAGUUUGUUGCAUUUAAUAUACAUACAUUUUGUUGGAUAUUUUAUUUCAGUGGAAACCAUUUUUGAAAGCGUGUAGUCUAUUUCACAGUACUAGUAAUUAUUGAUUUAAAUAUUCCAAUAUGAUAAGCUGUAUACAUGUGUUUUUCUCUCUUAUGUCAGAAAACUGAAAUUCAAUCAGAUUUGGCAGAAGUGGUAUGCAAAGAGACAUCUGAGCAUUAUACUAAAGUACAUGUAAUUAUCAGGCUCAAAUAAUUGUAAUCUAUUAGUGAAUUACUGUCCUCCUGUACUUUAUUUGCUCCUUGAUAGUUAAAAACCUAUGUAAAAUGAUAUUUGUAUUAUAUAAGAUUUUAUAACAAAGGACAUUGUAUCUGUGUGUAACAUACACAUUUAAGAUGCAGUUCGAAGUUUGAAAACCAAUAUUCACUUGAAGGCACAUUAUGCCUCAGAAAUCCAAAUGUUUUAAUUUGAUUUAGAGUGUGUUACAUGUUUAAAUACUGAAGGAAGUAGCACUGAAUGUGCAGUAAUGUGUUGUAAAUGUAGCAAAAUGUAAACAAAGUAGCAUUUCAGCUUCCAUACAAAAUACUUAUUUACUAUAAUUAUAUUAAUUGCUGAAAGAGCAAAAGCAGCAAAAGAUAGUUUAUGAAAAUUGAGUAUAAUUUUGUAAACUGUAAAAAAAAUUCCAGAAAUAAAGUUUUUGAGGAAAAAAAAUGAUAGCAUUUCUGAUGCAUAAUGGGCCUUUAACAUCAGAUGAUCUGUAUGUACAGUUUUAAUGUUUAGUGGAUUUAUUGUCCUGCUCUGACAGUACUGGUUAACUCUGUAAUUAUGGCUUCUGACAUCCAGAUUUAUACUAGAAACUUUAAUAUUGUAGUGUAAUAAAUUUCCAUGUAGAAAUACUUAUAGCUAACUGUUAAAUAUUCAUUUAUAUGAAGUAAUGUCCAAAUAAAAGAAAUUGUGCAUGUGUAUUUAAUAUUUACAUAAGUACAAGAUCAGGGUACCUAAUUAGAUAUGCUAAAAUAAAUAUGUAUAACAACUUAUAUAUUGAGUGUGAACCACUAUUUUGGUGGAAAACAGCUAUUGUAGUACAGCCGAUAUAGAAGAUAGCUAAAGUAGCAAAUGUAGUAUUUUAUCGUCGCAAGUUUUCUUCAUAAUGUUGAAUGAAAUAAAUAUAUAUUGAAGUAUU
Ruditapes philippinarum (Manila clam) is the source of this 5358-nucleotide messenger RNA. Its product is annotated as kelch-like protein 3. Gene Ontology annotation, molecular function: protein binding. The transcript is spliced from 4 exons. Bases 208 to 2118 code for a protein of 636 amino acids. The record is from RefSeq and is a predicted model, not a curated record. NCBI's taxonomy places the organism in Eukaryota, Metazoa, Mollusca, Bivalvia, Venerida, Veneridae.